AUGCCACCAUGCAGAUACACACCGCCCCGGGGCGUCGCCCCGUGGGGAGGGGGCGCCUCGGAGGAGGACAGAGCGUUCGGUUCCCAGGGCCCCUCGCCCCGGGUGCGGGGGCGCGGCCCGCGGGGGCGGCGCCGCGCCAUGCGUGUCCGCGCCGCCGUCCUGGUGCUCGUCCUGUGCCCCGUCGCCGGGAGGGACCACCCCAACAGGGACGAGAUAUCCCCGUUCCUCGGCCCCUCCCUCGCUUGCGAGCUCUGCACGACAGCGAUGGACAAUUUUCGCUUUGACGUGGCUCGGAGAAUAAAAAGCAGCAUGAGCCCCACGAAGAAGGCCAAGGUCUUCGAAAAGCGGAUUGCCAUUCCUUGCUCUGGUGAGCGAGGGUGGCCUAAGCUCAUGGGCGUCGUGGAGGAGGAUGGGAAGGAAAAGUAUAUCGACGUCGUUGCUGCCGCGCAGAAGGCGAAGGAAUCAACGGACCCGAAUACAGCUGCUCCGAAAUAUAAGCAAAUGGGCCCGGAGGUCAGAAACAAUGCAUUAGAUGCGUGUCGGUAUUUUGUGCAAGGACACCAGGAGAUGUUGUUGGAUGCGAUUAUGAAAAAUGAGGCUGGCCGCGCAAGUGAUCUGAAUUUUCACAGACUGGUGUGCGGUGACGAAGAGGUGUGCCCAGAGGAGGAUGUGGCAGAUAAGGGAGAUGACGAGUUGUUCGAGAACGACCGGGAUGAUGAGAGUGACGAGUUAUGA
Prorocentrum cordatum is the source of this 735-nucleotide messenger RNA. The record is from the annotation of a GenBank genome assembly. Lineage: Eukaryota; Dinophyceae; Prorocentrales; Prorocentraceae.